Messenger RNA from Plasmodium cynomolgi strain B, 396 nucleotides. RefSeq lists its product as hypothetical. The transcript has a single exon. The annotation marks the transcript as partial. Lineage: Eukaryota; Apicomplexa; Aconoidasida; Haemosporida; Plasmodiidae. The record is from RefSeq and is a predicted model, not a curated record.
AUGAAAAGUAUCUACAAUUUGUACCUAGCAUAUGAUGAUCUCCAAAAAUUGAAUUAUGGUACAGAGAAAAAAAAUAUAUGCAUUGAUGAAGUAGAUUCAUGCAUUAAUUUGUAUACAAACCUUAUAAAAACAUGCCAUGAUAAAGAUAAAGGUAAUUUUUGUACAGCAUUAUCGGCUUUUAAAGAUAAAUAUGAUAAACUUAAAAAGAUAAUACCAUGCAUAACUAAGGAUUUACCAGCAUUUCCAUCAUACCAGGAAGAAAUAAGUUUAUCAGCAUCAUUAGAUAAUACAGAUAGGGAAUAUAUAUCCAUGCAAACAGAAGUUUCCGGUUUAGAAGAUAUUUUACUCAUGGAAAAUAAGAAACCUCCUGCAAAAAAUAAUACAUAUGCAAUCAUA